UGCACAAUUAGGGUGAUAAAACUAAAAUCUACAAGUGGUUUCGACUUUAAGUGGUUUAAGUGUGAGACUAAUACAAUGGUAAUGGCUGCCACGCGUAAAGGUUAUGUCACUACAAUAAAUUAAUGUCGGACUCAGAAUAUCAAGAUGCAGAUUUGAUGGAAGAGGAAAAUUCGGAGGAAAGGUCGAAUAUUAUACAAGAAGUGAAAACCGGAAAAAUAAGCUCCAUCUAUAAAUGCAAAAAACCAGAACUGAUCCAAAUUUUACGAGAAGAGAGGUUAGAAUCUAAUGAACCUCAUACCGUGGACCAGUUACGAAAACAAUUGAGUGAUCACUUCAAGAAUAAAGGAAAACAUCAACAAAAAGCGUGUACCUCAACAAUGACCGCGCUAGGCGAGUUGAAACCAUUUGAUGGAGAAAAGUGGGAAGUGUUUGAACAACAGUUUGAAUGUUUUAUCUUAGUUAAUGAUAUAACUGAAGACAAAAAAGUGCCUUUAUUAAUCACUAAAUUAACGGCCAAAGUUUUCGAAACACUGACUUACUUAUGUUCACCUAAACAACCAAAGACUUUUACAUAUCAAGAUUUAAUAAAAAAACUACAAGACAAAUAUGUCAAAACGCUAUCAACAACAUUGGAACGAGCGGAAUUUAGAAAAAGAAACCAGCUACCAAAUGAGAAAAUCCAAGAUUAUGCCCUAGAGUUGAGAAAACUCGCAGGAAAAUGUAAUUUCAAAGACAUCGAUGACCAAAUUAAAGAAAAAUUCAUGGAAGGAGUGUCAUCUAAAUUGAUUAAGUUCGAGUUAAUGAAGAGUCCCGCUGAAAUAACUUUGGAAAAAUGCAUUGAAUUAGCAAGAACAGUGGAGGCAGCUUUACUUCACACUAAGAACUCCGGAGAAGUUACCGAAAUUUUUUACAACCGAGGGAAAUCAAAGCCAACUUACAAAACCAAAAGAACGGAUAACAACAACAAACCGGGAGCACAAUGUUACUGUUGUGGAAAGAAUAAUCACCUCAAAGCGGAGUGCACUCUAAAAAAAAAAUAUUGUUCAGAAUGUGGAGUUCAAGGACAUGUAUACAGGAUGUGCCCUAAAAAGACAAGACAAGUUAAUGUGUUAGAAUCAAAUACAUCAGCAGGAAACGAGGACAACGAGGAUGUAGAAAAUUCAGUGCAAGACUUGUUUGAAGGAUAUACAACAUAUACCGUUAAUAGUAUGCAGAACAAUUAAUCAGAGACCAGUUUGCAGAAAUAUUCAAGCCGGGAUGGGGGAAUUUCAAAGGUGAAGUGAUCAAUUUAAAAUUGAAGUCCAAUGCUCAACCCAGGUGUCUGCCAGUCAGGCGAGUACCCUAUGCACUGCGUGAAAAGGUAAAUAACGAAAUCACUAGAUUAUUAAAUAAUGGUAGGAUUACUGCAGUAGAACAUAGUGAAUGGGGUACUCCAGUAGUGCCUAUAAUAAAACCAGAUGGCUCGGUCAGGCUAUGUGGCGACUAUAAGCUAACAGUAAAUCCUUGUAUGGAAAUUGAUCACUUCCCAUUACCUCAUAUUGAUGAUAUCUUAAAUUCUCUAAAAAAUGGCGAAUAUUACUGUGAACUGGAUUUAAAAGAGGCAUAUUUACAGGCCCCACUUGGGGAGGAAAGUAAAGAUUGUACAACCAUUGUAACCGAAUCUGGAACAUACAAAUAUAAUUACUUGCCUUAUGGGGUAAGUUCCGGCCCUGGGGCUUUCCAACGUUUAAUGACUAAAAAAUUAGCCGAAGUUCCCAACACCAUAGUAUUUAUUGAUAAUAUUUAUAUAAAGGGUGAUUCAUUACAAAAUACUUUUGAAACAUUGUGUCAAGUCUUAAAAAAAUUGCAGGAAUGUGAAUUCAAAUUAAAACCACAAAAGUGCAAAUUCUUCACAACCAACCUACAGGUGUUUGGGUACCUUGUAAACAAAAAUGGUAUCAGCGUGAUUCAGUCCAAUAUUGAACCAUUAUUAAAUGCAAAAGCACCGACUAACCUGACCAUGCUGAAAUCAUUCUUGGGUAAAAUAAAUUAUUACUCUCGAUUUUUACAACAUAUGGCCACAACACUAGCACCUUUAUAUGACUGUACUAAAAAAAACAAAUUUAUCUGGACACCAGAGUGUGAUAAAGCUUUUAAAAAAAUUAAAAGUAAAUUAGCUUCGGCUAAUAACCUUAGACACUAUGAUCCUAAACUGCCACUGAUCUUGACUUGUGAUGCUUCAGAUACCGGGCUUGCAGUAGUGCUGUCAAAUAGAGAUUCACAGGGUGUUGUAAAACCUAUUGCAUUCGCCAAUAAAAAAUUAAAUGAUGUUGAAAGGAAGUAUUGUACCAUUGAUAAGGAAGCAAUGGCAGUGAUUUUUGGAAUUACCAAAUUUUAUAAUUAUGUCUACGGCCGGUUCUUUGAAUUAGAAACAGAUAAUGCAGCACUGACGCGAAUUUUUGGCCCAACUAAAAGUAUUCCAAAAAUGGCUGCCAAACGAUUGCAACAUUAUGCAAUAUUUUUAUCAGCGUUUAAUUACAAAAUAAGGCAUAUUAAAACCAGUAUAAACCCUGCUGAUUUUCUCUCAAGGUCGGUGACUGAACUGAACAAUAAAAAUAAUGAUAUAAAUAUUCUUCCUGUAUUUGUAAAUGCCAGUUGCAGUGUACUGAGUUAUACUAAUGACUCCAAAAUGAGAACUUUAGAUUGGAAAACAAUACAAACAGAAUCAAAAAAGGACGCGGUAUUGUCCAAAUUAAUAAGGUAUUUAACAGAUGGUUGGCCAGAAAAAAAGGAGUUAGACAAAGAAGUUUUACCAUUAUAUAACAGAAGGAACGAAUUAACGAUGGACAGGGGUUGCUUAUUUUGGGGAUAUCGAAUAUUAAUACCCUACACUAUACGCGAAUCGGUUUUACUUGAAUUGCAUAAAAGUCAUUUUGGAAUCAUUAGAAUGAAAGAGAUAGCACGUUCAUAUUUUUGGUGGCCUAAUCUUGACUCCGAAAUAGAAAAUAUUACA
Messenger RNA from Cydia amplana, 2992 nucleotides. RefSeq lists its product as uncharacterized. Gene Ontology annotation, molecular function: nucleic acid binding; zinc ion binding. Bases 123 to 1223 code for a protein of 366 amino acids. The transcript has 2 exons. The record is from RefSeq and is a predicted model, not a curated record. NCBI's taxonomy places the organism in Eukaryota, Metazoa, Arthropoda, Insecta, Lepidoptera, Tortricidae.